Molecule: messenger RNA, 849 nt
Organism: Clavispora lusitaniae ATCC 42720
Lineage: Eukaryota; Fungi; Ascomycota; Pichiomycetes; Serinales; Metschnikowiaceae
Biological process (GO): protein insertion into mitochondrial inner membrane from matrix
Cellular component (GO): mitochondrial inner membrane
Molecular function (GO): ribosome binding
Source: RefSeq, a predicted model, not a curated record
AUGAUUCUUGCCAGAAGCAUAUUGGCCGUGCCGGCCCGCACACCAAUCGCCGCAGCGUCCUUCGCUCGCAUAAUAAGCCGUGGCUAUGCUGACGCUCCCAAAAAAAAGAAACAAAAAGCGCCCGAUAUCAGCAUGGUGCCAAUCAAAGCAGUUGGCGUGUUGGCCGACUUCUAUGUUCCGCCCAAAUUCAGAAACUGCCCCAUCACGUCGUGGCCCAAGUUGCUUCUCAGAAGAAUCGGUGCUUUUGGUCUCAACACGUUUAGUGUGUCGAAGUUCAAGUCCGACACCAAGUUGAAGUUGCGCUUCAACGACUGGAAAGAAUUGGCUGUGGAUAAGUACGUGAAAACCAACAAGAUAUUUGCCGCCGCCUGCUCGCUUCCACGGGCACAGAGACAGUCGUACUUGCAAUCGCAGUUGGACGGCAUUGCUGGAAUCGAGGUGGUCAAGUCGUUGUCCACGAGAGCCUUGACAUUCCCAGCCCGGUCAAAGUUGGAGUGGAACCUCAAGAAGAUCGAAGGGAACCCGAAGUUGGUGAGUUUCACCCCGAUCCCAGACAGCAACGAUAUUUCCGCCGUCAUCCAGUUUGUGGUCAAGGUCCAGACUAGACAGGAGAUGGUCAUUACCGGAGAUGCCCAGUCAAAAACAGAGCGCCUGGUGACGGACUACAUUGUGCUUACACUCAACCCAUAUACAGACGAGUUGGUCCUUGUGGGGACGUUGUUCGAGAGCGACCACGUGCGGGGGGUCAAGCCGGAGUUGGAAAUGGAAAAUGUCAGGGCCUUGGAGAACUUCCAAAAGAUGUGCGCAGACAUUUACCGUGCUCCGCCAGAACCCAAGGAAGUAAUGUAA